Candidula unifasciata is the source of this 466-nucleotide messenger RNA. The record is from the annotation of a GenBank genome assembly. NCBI's taxonomy places the organism in Eukaryota, Metazoa, Mollusca, Gastropoda, Stylommatophora, Geomitridae.
AUGUCUUCUUCUUGUGUUGUCUGCAGUGUUCAGACUACUAAAUACAGAUGUCCCCAGUGUUUGCUUAGAUACUGUUCACUUGCCUGCUGCAAAACACAUAAAGAAUCCUGUGUGAAACCUACCAAUGAUCCAAAGGCAGAUGUGACCACUCAAGUGAUCACUCAAGCACCUCAGCUAAAGGGACAAGAUUUUUUCUCUAGAGAAAGAGAGCUUCUUAUUCAGAGCAAGGUGAAUGAAGAUGAAGAGCACGAUUGUGUCCCAGAUGAGCUGCUUCAGCAACUUGAACACAGUUCAGAGCUGAAGGAGAUCCUGGGAAACCCCCAUCUGCGUGCCCUGUUGGAGAACUUGGUGAAAUCAGACAAACCUGAAACUGCCAUGGCUGAAGCAAUGCGGGAACCAAUAUUCACAGAAUUUGCUGAUGCUUGUCUUCAAAUUGUGGAUAAAAGCAACCCGAAUAUGGAACAUG